Messenger RNA from Prosopis cineraria, 2664 nucleotides. RefSeq names its product la-related protein 1C-like. The record is from RefSeq and is a predicted model, not a curated record. Gene Ontology annotation, molecular function: RNA binding. Lineage: Eukaryota; Viridiplantae; Streptophyta; Magnoliopsida; Fabales; Fabaceae. Bases 276 to 1889 code for a protein of 537 amino acids. The transcript is spliced from 6 exons.
GCACUGAGUCCGAAAACAAACACGGGGGAAAAGAGAGGCGGAGAUCAUAGGUUUUUGUUACGGCUUCAAAGGGUUCUUUUCCCAAGCAAGAUCCGUCUGAGUGUCACCACAGCUUGCCAUUCCACUCCAAGAAAUCCUGACCUAUUCCCUUUCCCCCCCUCUCUUUCUUCCAUGACCAUGUCCAUUUUUUAUCUGGUCAUUUGAUGGCUUCUCUUAUAUACUAAUUUUCCUCUGCAGUUUCUUUUUUGUACAAAGCUAGAAAACCCUAAUUGACAAUGGUCACUGCCACUGAUUCUUCCUCUAAUCAUCAUUCGCCGAUUAGUGCUGGGGAUGCCAAUAGCCCUAAGUUCCCGCGAAAAAGCCUGCCAUCUCCAUGGGUUCAAGUUGUACGAGGCGGUGAGUGCGAAUCUCAUCCAUCGCCGCCUUCAUCGUCUUCCUCUUCGUCAUCCCUCACAACCUCUGUGCCCGACCAACCACCAUUCUCUGAUUUUCCUCCGAAGGAGGCGGCUGCAUCGCAGUUGCCGGACAGCUCUAAUGUUGUUGGCGCAGAUAACCCUGACGCUCCUGACGCCAAUGCGGGUCGUUCUAAGAGGCCCGCUUGGAGCAAGCCUUCUAACGGCGUUGUCGAGGCUGGUCCUGUAAUGGGUGCUGUUUCUUGGCCAGCAUUAUCUAAAUCCACGAAGGUUUCGACCAAAAUAUCAGCCGACUCCACUUCCAAGACUGCCUUUGAUGGAUCACUCUCCAUUUCUCAGGGGUCUGGCACUUUACACUCCCCUCAAAAACAACCAACUAAUAAUGCAAAGCCUAACGCUACAACAAACUAUGCUGUGCCUCAUAGACAAAGGUCAAUGAAGCGUGGAGGUAGCAACAGCAUUGGGGUUGGUCAUGCUCAGAGCAGCUUUUCUAACCCUCCCCCACCCCCACCACCCCCGCCCUUUCCUGUAUUUCGUAUGCCAGCAAGUAGCUAUAGUAACGUGGUGCCAGGGGUUCCAGACCAUUCUCAAAGGGAAAUCCCUUAUAGGAACAGUAACUGGGAUACCAGACUACCAGUUGGGGGUUUUGUGCCUGCUGUAAAUGACCAUUGGAAUCCCCCCCGCAGGGGGAAUUUUGGGCCCCCUCAGCGUGGGGAUGGAUCCUACCAUAAUAACCAUGUGGGUAGGCGUGACCAGGAUCGUGGAAAUCAUGCAAACACUAGAGACGCUCAGGUACACCAACAGAGGAUGUCUCCUAGGGGAUUAGUGAGGCACCCACCUCCUAAUACUCCAGCAUUUGUUGCCCCUCCACCCAUGGGACCCUUUGCUAACUCCAUCGGUUUUCCAGAAUUUUAUUAUUUCCCAACUUUACCGCUAGAGCCAUUCAGGGGUAUGCCGUUUAUUACUCAUUCUCCUCCUCCUGCCAUGUGUCUCCCUGUUGCGGAACUUCCUCUGACAAAUAUGCUGGUGAACCAAAUUGAUUACUACUUUAGUGAUGCUAAUCUAGUGAAAGAUGAGUUUUUAAGAUCCAACAUGGAUGAACAGGGUUGGGUUCCAAUUACUUUGAUAGCAAGCUUCCGUCGGGUUAAAAGUUUGACAAACAACGUUCAGGUGAUACUGGAUUCAAUGAGAAAUUCUAAUGUUGUGGAAGUACAGGGUGACAAGUUGCGGAGGCGUAAUGAAUGGAUGAAGUGGCUGCCUUCAUCUCAGAUUCGAACUGAUUCUGGUUCAUUAUCUCCUGUCGGAUCAAGUUGCAAUAACGUAGCAGCUGAUUUUCAAAAGAUUGCUCUGGGCAAAGCUUCUACAGAUAAAGGUAAUUCAGACCCUGCAUCAGGGGCCCUAGAAGGAAGAUCUCCAACAGAUUCUUCCAGUCAACCUCAACUUCCAAACGGUGAUACCACGGGGAACACCAAUUAAGACUGUGCCUAAAUAAUAUAUUUGAGCCUAAAAUUAUUCAAGUUGAUUAUCCAGUAUCCAUACUGGGUGGUACCGUUGAUUUUUUUUUUUUUUUGGCCUAAUCUCAUUACAUUUUAUUCUUAUCUUGUGGGGAUGGGAAGAGAGGCUGUUUUGGAAGGUGAUUUUCUCUACAGUCGCUGAGCUCGAUUUUGGCAGUAAUUGAGUCAUGUAGGAGGUGAAAUAAGGAUUUACUCAUUAUUAUUACAUCUUAAGGUAAGGAAGGUUAACGAGACAUAAAACAAAUUCAGAAUUUUGAUGAGGCGGAUUUAAUGAAGUUACAGAUUUGUAUAGUUUAUUUUCUGCUUCGGAAGAUUUUCUCGUCUUGCGGUUCAUGGUUAGCCUUUGUUGGGGGAUAGACUCGUUGUAUCAGAGAGAAAUGAGGUGAGCGAAGCUGUAUUAAGGGAUUUCGGCUCUCCGAUGGGAUAAUUUGAGCCCUGCUGAACUGCCGAGUUUCAUGUACCCGCCUGAGGGUGACAGAUCCGAUUUGAUAGAUUUUCCCGUUAGUAACGAUCUCAAGGUCUAAUUAUAUUAUUUUUUUAGAUGAUUUCCUCAUUCGUUAUUUUUCCUGCAUUUCAAUGUAGAUAUUUUAUUGUGAGUGUAUUUGAUAGAUUUUCCAUCCCUCACCCCCAGUCAGUGUAUUUUACAUUUUUGUCCGACCUUAUCAUUUGGCGGUGGUGUUAAUUAUUAUAUUCUUCCAUUAUGAUAAAUGAUAAUCAGGAGAGGUUUCAGCUUUCAA